AUGGUAACGAACGGAGCACCUCGAGCGAAGUUUCCCAGUACCGAGACUUUUUAUGGCUUCAAUAAACCAUCUCGCCUCGAAGGUGACGUCUUUGACUGCGAGGUAGAUGGAGAUAUUCCUACCGAUAUCGAUGGCACUUUUUACCGCGUGCAGCCAGACCAUCGCUUCCCUCCAAUGUUUUCUGAUGAUAUCCAUUUCAAUGGCGACGGAAGUGUGAGCGCAGUUCGCAUCGCCAACGGUCGAGUAGACUUCAAGCACCGCUAUGUCCACACCGACCGCUACAAAGUCGAAAGCGCGGAAAGAAAAUCACUUUUUGGCAAGUACCGGAAUCCAUUUACAGAUCAUCCAUCUGUAGAAGCGGUCAUCCGGACAGCAGCCAAUACAAACGUUUUCUUCUGGAGAGGUGCACUACUUGCCACAAAGGAAGACGGUCCACCAUUCGCAAUGGACCCAGUUUCCUUGGAGACAAUCGGGCGUUAUGACUUUGACGGUCAAGUGUUAUCACCCACCUUUACUGCGCACCCAAAAUUCGAUCCAGUCACAGGAGAAAUGGUCUGCUUUGGCUAUGAGGCCGGUGGGAAUGGAAAUGACGGAUCUUGUGAUAUUGUGGUAUACACCAUUGAUCCCAACGGUAAAAAGACCGAAGAGGCUUGGUAUGAAGCACCUUUUUGCGGCAUGAUCCAUGAUUGCGGGUUAUCCGAGAACUACUUGGUUCUACCUAUGACCCCUCUGAAGUCCUCCCUCGAUCGUAUGAAGGAAGGAGGACGACACUGGGCAUGGGACCCCAAGGAGGAUCAGCUUUACGGCAUCGUACCUAGAAGAGGUGGAAAGCCGGAAGAUAUUGCAUGGCUCAGAGCAGACAAUGUGGCAGAGAGGAACAAAACACCUAAUCAGACCGUUCGCUGGGUCUUCGAUCCCAAAUCGAAGACUGACACGCGUGUCACUCCGUUUGAGAUCAUGAACACCGUCAACGGUGAAUUUUCACGCAUUGAUGACCGCUUCGUUACGAAGGAAUAUCAGCAUUUUUGGCAGGCAUUGAUCGAUCCAAGUCGGCCGUAUGACUUUGAAAAGUGCGGGUCACCCGCAGGAGGUCUAUUCAACUGCCUAGGUCAUUUCACCUGGGAUAAGAAGGUGAGGGAUAUAUACUGGGCAGGCCCAACAGCUACCUUCCAAGAACCCACUUUCAUUCCGAAAGAUAGCGGGAUCGAAGGUGACGGAUAUAUCAUCGCGUUUCUUAAUCACCUUGAUGUCUUACGAAACGACAUUGUGAUUCUGGACGCCCAAAAUCUGAAGGAUGGCCCCAUUGCCACUAUUCGUCUACCUUUCAAGUUACGCCUGGGGCUUCAUGGAAACUUUGUCGAUCACAAAGACAUAACAGCUUGGCAAAAGCGAAGAGAAGAAGGGGGUGAAGUUGGACCAGUGCGUGCGGCAACCGAGCCGCUCCCAUGGCAGAAACAGCUUGUCUCACAGUAA
Molecule: messenger RNA, 1473 nt
Organism: Penicillium vulpinum
Lineage: Eukaryota; Fungi; Ascomycota; Eurotiomycetes; Eurotiales; Aspergillaceae
Product: carotenoid oxygenase family protein
Exons: 2
Coding region: 1-1473 (490 amino acids)
Biological process (GO): carotene catabolic process
Molecular function (GO): carotenoid dioxygenase activity
Source: RefSeq, a predicted model, not a curated record